UUCAAAGGAACGCUGCAGAGGAACGGAAGGACAGGCGCGAGAAAAGGUCCACAAAAUGCAAAAGUGGUCUUCCAGUAUGGACAAGAGCUCAGACGGGAGCCUGAAGUACUUGAGGAGACGCUUGGACCAGAUGGGCUACAAACAACAUCUUGGACUGGACUCUGUGCCGCUGGUCUCCAAAGUCUUGAGUGACCUGGUGCACACCACCGUGAGUCUGCGUAACGCCAAGCUGUCUGCAGGGAAGAAGACCCACAGUGAUGUCCAACUGGAGACCUGGUCAGACACAUCAAGGGCUGGUGUGUCCACCAGGCUGGACUGUGGAGACCAUGUCCAUGCAGGUGUUGCUAGGAGACACAAGACCACACAGACUGAUGAAGACCUGCCUCUUCCUCCUCCAUCGCUUGAUGGCGGCGACCAAGCGGUGCUGGCAGACAGCAGGACGGUCGGUCAGCAGGAAGAAGUCAGCAAAGUCCCGUCUGAGUUGGAAGAAUCUUCCCCACACGUCCGACUGCUCAACACCCGAGUGGAGGAGCUGCAGGUGAGCAAGCAGAGGUUGGAGCAGGAAGUGCAGAGGCUGACCUCAAAGCACCAGGAAGUGAGUCAGCAACUGGCACACAAGGACGCCAUUUUGUGUCAGAUGGAGCUGGACAAGCAGCAGGUGGAGAACAUGGCCUGGAUGAAGUUGUCUGCUUCCAAGGAAGUCAUUCUGCGGCAACAGGAAGUCAUGAAAGAUCUGCACGAUAACUUGACCCUACUGAAAGAGGAGAAGAUGUUUACAGAAGAAGCUGUGAGGGAGCAGCAGGUGGAAGGUGAAGAUGACACCAACUUCCUGGAGGAGGAGAGAAGUGGCCAAAAUUUGGUGCUGGAGUUGGAGGCCAUGCGAUCCCAAGAUGGCGACCGUGGAAGUCCUUCAAGUGUGGACGAUGUGAUGAAGAGUGAGGAUGAGGAGAGGGAUCAGGACCAGCAGGAGAUGGAAUGUUCCAGAAGUUUCAUCUCCAGUCCACUUCAGGGCAAAAAGGCCAAGUUUGUACUUGCAGCAACGUUCAACUGUGAUCAAUCUACUGUUGUCUAAUAAAUGUCCUCCAUUAGAA
This is a messenger RNA of Nerophis lumbriciformis (worm pipefish), 1091 nucleotides long. RefSeq lists its product as uncharacterized. Lineage: Eukaryota; Metazoa; Chordata; Actinopteri; Syngnathiformes; Syngnathidae. The record is from RefSeq and is a predicted model, not a curated record.